Olea europaea var. sylvestris is the source of this 1086-nucleotide messenger RNA. RefSeq names its product partner of Y14 and mago-like. The record is from RefSeq and is a predicted model, not a curated record. Gene Ontology annotation, biological process: exon-exon junction complex disassembly. NCBI's taxonomy places the organism in Eukaryota, Viridiplantae, Streptophyta, Magnoliopsida, Lamiales, Oleaceae. The transcript is spliced from 5 exons. Gene Ontology annotation, cellular component: cytoplasm; exon-exon junction complex. The coding region runs from base 148 to 834 and encodes 228 amino acids. Gene Ontology annotation, molecular function: RNA binding.
UGUAAGUACACCCAAACACGACGCAUUAGACAAGUUAAUUCGGCCCAAACUCUCAGCUCCCGCACCGCAGCCAACCGAUCAUAUAACGUUGCUAGCAAAGUGCAAACUAAUUUUGGGGACACAUUCAAUACUAAUAUACCAAGGGCGAUGAGCAGAAAUGGAGGAGAAGAGGAAGUGAGGCAAUUGGCAGCUGAACUUGGCAAAACCCUAAAAGAAGGGGAAAGAAUCCUUGCCCCAACCCGACGCCCCGACGGUUCCUUCCGCAAGGCCAUUCGAAUUCGAGCGGGUUAUACGCCUCAAGAUGAAGUCGCCAUUUAUCAAUCCAAAGGCGCUCUUUGGAAGAAAGAAAUCGAGUCCACGCAGGAGGUGCCUCCCGGGUAUGAUCCGGCGGCGUUGGAAGCCAAACCUAAGUCCAAAUCGGCUAAAAGGAAUGAGAGAAAGAAAGAAAAACGUCAACAGGCUGCACUUGACAAGGGUAAAGAAUUGGAGAACAGUGAUAUGUUUCCUGCUGAAGAUUCAAACGAUGUGCCAGAGAAUGAGGAAUCAGUUGCAUCCAAGAUGAAUGAACUCUCACUUAGUGCAAGUACCCCUAUAGUCAUACCACCUUCAAAUUCAACGGUGUGUUCUACUCCAGAGGACCAGGUUCAAGAUAUUGAUAAAAAAAUUCGAGCUCUGAAAAAGAAGAUUCGGCUUACUGAAGCUCAGCAACAGAAAACUGUGGAGAAAGAUAUGAAACCGGAACAGUUGGAGAAGGUAGCCAAAUUAGAAGGUUGGCGCAAUGAGUUGAAGCUUUUAGAAGACGAGAAAGCUAAAUUGACAGCAUCACUUUCAUGAAGGUGGGCACAUGGUAGGAUGAACGAUGUGCAGUUCUUGUUUAUGGUUUGAUUUAUUGAAUGGAUGACAUGAAUUGAUAGAGCAAUCUAGGUUUUGCAUUGUGCAAGGAGCCUUGCUAGUAAAAAUAGUAGCUUGUGCCACUCCUCUUGUUUUCUAGUUAAGACUGAUUAACUAAUUGAAGUACCAGAAGUGCAGACCGUUAUUUCGUAGUUGGCUUGUUGAGUAAUGUGGAUUAUGCAGCACUUGAUGGUA